Molecule: messenger RNA, 14887 nt
Organism: Podarcis lilfordi (Lilford's wall lizard)
Lineage: Eukaryota; Metazoa; Chordata; Lepidosauria; Squamata; Lacertidae
Source: the annotation of a GenBank genome assembly
GGAGGAGGCGGGGCCGAGAAGCGGCUGAGGAACGCCGUCCUUGUUGAAGCUUUAUUGUUCCUCCUACCUCGCGCCCACCUUCGCCCGUGUCCGCCGCCGCGCGGCUCCCAAUAAAGGUAACCAUGGCAACGGCAGCCGGCCUAGGCGCUCGAUUUAGGCCCUCCUCGCCGUAUCCCAAGUCGUCUCUCCUUCACCCGACCGGGGAGGGUGGGGGCCACGAAGAAGACUCUGGCUCUGGGCAGGCCCCUGCGUUUGGCUUCUGCGUGGGCCUGGGGCCCCUUCGGGCGGCCGCCGCCUAGCUCGAACGGGCGAGGGAGAGAGCGCGCCCGGGUGGGAGGCCUCGUCCGGGACAAGCCCCUCGGGAGGCUGGUGCUGCUCGGGGGGGCCUCUGCGUCCGCCCCCUCGCAGCUGGCCACCGGCCACGCAUCUCCCUUGAAAGGGCACUCGGCCCAAGUUGGGCUCUGUUAGGCUGUGAGACAUGGCAGGGAAUGAGGGAGGAAAGAUGCCUCGAGGCUGGAGCAUCGCUUUCAUUGUGUCCCCACCCCCUUACAAAAAGGCUCCCAGAGCGGCUUGUGAUAAGAAACAGCUCACGAAAGCGACUGGGGAGGGGGGGACACCACAAACUCACAUGUUUCCAAUGCAUGACUUCCCUUUAAGAAUCCUGGGAGCUGUCUGUAGUUCGCCUCUCAAAAGACCUGCAGUUCUCCAAACUGAAGCUUUUUUGGGUGAACCGUGGGCAGCACCAGCAUGGUGUAACCUGGCAUCAUUUGUGGGACUUUGCCUUCCUCAAGGAGCUUCCUUUCAGUGGGAAACCAAAGGUCCACAGAACAGCACUGGGCUGUUUGAAAGCCCCUGUCCGCAACAGGCCCAUGCUUCUCAUUAACUCUACCGUUUCAGAUAUUUAAAGAGCAGUAGGUAAAAUUAAAAGGUAAAGAACCCCUUGCUGGUUAAGUCCAGUCAAAGGUGACUAUGGGGUUGUGGCUCUCAUCUUGUUUUCAGGCCGAGGGAGCUGGCGUUUGUCCACAGACAGAUUUCCGGGCCCAGUGGCCAGCAUGACUAAAACUACUUCUGGUGCAACAAUUUGUAUCCACUUAAGAUGGCCCUCCUAGGCUUCCUUACAUGUUGAGGUUUGCAGUAAGGAAUGGGAACCAGGAGGUUGAGCCAGAAAAUGUCGAUUUUGAGGAAGGAUGGCAAAUGUUACACAGCAGGCAGAACUAGAGAGCAGAGCAGAGGUCUCUAAAUAGAAUUACCCUGUUUGGAGGAAAUACUUUCUUACUCAAAGUCUAGUUGGGUUUUACAGGUGGAAAGCAGUAGUGUCCCAAGGCUGUUCACCUUUGUUCGUGGUAACGCCACAGGUUUGAUCAUAAUGGGGAAGGGAACAAGUACAGUCCACGCAACUAAUUUGCUGCUCUUCUCAUCUGCGUACAGCUGAUUGGGAGCAAAACUAUACAGAACGUGAAGGGAGCAGAGACUUGCAGGGAGCUAUGGAUCUUCCAAACUACAGCCAGCAACUACUUCAACAGCUCCAUACACUCUGCAGGGAACAGCAGUUCUGCGACUGUAGCAUCUUGGUUGGGACGAUGCAUUUCCGAGCGCACAAGCUUGUGCUGGCAGCAGCCAGUGUGUUGUUCAGGUCUGUGCUGGAUGGCACAGACACAGUCUCCAUUGAUGCUUCUGUGGUGGCCCCAGAUGAAUUUGCUCUCCUGCUAGAAAUGAUAUAUACAGGCAAGCUGCCUCCUGGGAAGCACAAUUUCACCAACAUAAUAUCUGUGGCAGACAGUCUGCAGAUGUUUGAUGUGGCUGUCAGUUGCAAAACCCUUCUUGGGGACCUUCUGAGCUUUCCAAGUCAAGAAGAAGUGCUGAGGGACAUUUCUGUUCAGGCAGGGGAUGCAUCUAGUAAAGGUGUUGCCACUUUGGACAGUUCUCAUGCUGCAAAACUCAGUGUCAAAGUGAUGUUGCAUCCUGAGCAGGUUUCUUCCGGCUCUGCAGACUCUGUGGACACCACCAGAGUGCAAGGAAAGAGCACAUGUCAGGAAGCUUCAGACAAGGAAACUCAGCUUCCUGAUUCUCAUUGCCAGGAUCCCAAAGUUCUCCUCCCUCUGUGUCCAGGUGGCCAGAGCGUUUGCGAGGAAUGGGAAAGCACCAAACUGCCAGAGGAGAAAGACCUGGUUGGAGGUACAGGUGAGAGCGUCACCUUGACAUUGCCUGCUCCUAAUAAACUAUAGAGUAACUUUGCCUGUUGUAAUUCUACCCAGUGGACUGUUCCAUACAUGUAUGUACCUUGUAUGAGAACUGUGAGGUCAAUUAGUGAACUGCCUCAGUUGAAAAGUUUGCAUUUGACUCUGUGUAGACAUCCUUGUUUGUUGUGCUUUCCCUGUGAUGGCUAUUUCACACAUGGAAGUCAUCACUUGAUGCUGUGAGCUGCUGCUCCUGUUGCAAGCCAAAAGCCAAGAGCUUCUGCCUGUAUCCAUGCAUGCUUUUCCCCUUGUCUGCAAGAGGAGGGAGAUGCACCAUCUUAAUCGGGAGCCCCAGGUGGGAAAAGCAAAGCUCUUCCCAAGAAACUCCUCCAGCAGCACCUAUUAGGUAAUUAAGACGCUUUGGUUUUUUAGCAUAAACAUUCCCACCAGAAUGCUUCCUUGCACUCAUUUGUGCCGGUUUCAUUUGUGACUCACUUCCCAUGAAACAUCCCAAAGCAAUUUAGCAACAAGGCAUCAACAGUAACAAAGAAAAAAGGAAUACAAUUUCCAGAUGAAUAAAGGCUGGGAUAAAAAACUGCACUUACAAGGCAUUUUGAAAGGAGGUCUUCAGUAGAUGCCAACUUGGAAUGCACUCCCAGGUGAAAUCUGCUGCAGAGUGCAGUGAUCAGUUGGGCACAUAUAUCCAUUAUGUAUGCUUGGUGUGCACAGUAUGUAGUGUUCUCUUGCUUGGCGAAUAAUUCUCAGAAGAGGAAGACAGUAGCCCCCUGCUAUCAUCCGGCUUCCACUGGCCUUUCUCCCUUUGACUUUCUGGGCUUCCUCUUUUCAUAGGAAGCUCAGAAGAGGUGAAGCCUAUAGCUGCUGUGCCCCAGGAAAGUAAGGAAGAGCUUCUAAAGGAUUUGACACAGCUGAGGCCUAUCCAAGGGCUCUUGGACACAUCAGAGGAUGAUGCUUUCCUCUCUGGGGCAGAAAAGCAGGUAAACUGGAAAAAGGGGAAGGCAGGGGCAUGCCCCUGUCUUUUUGCCACUCCCUUCUUACCCACAUCACCCUUCCCUCUGCCACUAAUGCCUCCUUCCUUUCUGCCAAGAAAUUUGGCCUAGUACUUAAUUCUAUGUCAAGGAGGUAGGCAGAGUUGCCCAGUUCACUUCAUGAUGGAUAGCUCAGUUAGUUAGAGCAUGGUGCUGAUAACACGAAGGUUGCAGGUUCGAUCCCUGUUUGGGACAGCUGCAUAUUCCUGCAUUGGAAGGGAGUUGGGACUACAUUAUCUCAAGGUCUUAAGCUGGAUUCAUGCAUUAGCUGCUGCUUCCGUCAGUUAUUUUAAAUCAGUUUGUCUUUUUUUAAUGUUUAUCAUAUAUUACAUUUAUAUAUCUUUUGUAAGAUACCUUGCAAGAGUUUGUACCCUAAUAGGUGGUAUAUAAAUGAAUUAAACAGAUAAGUUAGGGCCAGGUUUUCCCAGUUUGCAUUGCUCUUGAUAGCUAUUAAGCAUCUGUGGUGCCUUUGCACAGAAUUGAUGCCCAACUGAAAUAUUUCCUGGAAUGCACAGAUCCUGUCACUGCCAAACAUGCCAGGUUAGAUUUCUGAAACAUACUUGAAAUAGUGUAUGUGUCUCAAAAUUUCAGCUACUGCAAACUGCAUUAAAGUGUGUAUGGGGGCAGGGGAGUAUUGCAUGUGCGUUUGCUACGUUUCUCAGCAUCUCCUGCUUAGCUGUGUAAUUGUCCUUGCAGGUUGCCAUGGACUGCUCUGAGGGCAGCUCACCCAGGGACGCUGCAGAGAAUCUGUUCAAGGAGGAGAAGAUCCUGAGCCCAGAGGCCCUGUCAAAGUUUCUCGGGGCCCUGAAAGCUCCUUUCCCUGGCCUGGGUCUCCUACUGGACCGUUGGGUGGCUGCAGCAGUUGGUUCUGACAGCACAGGUAUCCUUGGGGUGACAAUUUGGCGGCGGUGGGUGUUCAGAAAAGGCUUUGCAGGCUAUGGCCCCAACUGAGCUCUCGCUCAGGAUCAUGGAACAGAGGGUGCCCACCCCCCACCUCGUCCAACGAGGCCUCAGAUGGUCUUUGUGACAUGCAGGAGAGUCUUCACCCACAACAUAGACUCUUUCUGCGUACGGCUGGUCUCCUUGCUUGCUCAGGAUGGCCUGUUCCUACAUGUCCUCUAGUCUAGAUUUGAAACCAUCCCAUCUGGGUUAUCCAGGCUCCAAGAGACAGUUUGAAGAUUUCUCACAAUGGGGAGCACAUAUUGGGGCAGGGAAAUGGCAUGACUGUUGGGAAGCUGAGGCUCUGCAGUAGCCCUCUAGUUGGUAAUUUGACACCCCACCCUGCCCGUUUCCAUAGUUGGCUCUAGUGACAGCAUUGCCACAGAAAUAUUACUGAGGCAUCGCAAGCUGAUAUCCGAGGCCCUCCAGCAGGGAGCUGGUCUAGAAGAGGAGUUGCCACCAGUAGAAGCAGACCUGGCCAAACCAGCCAAGGAGGUUCAGGAUGCUGUCCCUGGAUGCCAGGUGUGUAUAUCUCAGGUGUGCUAAGUCUGUAGCAGGAUGUCUGCUGGGUGGAUUCAGACAACCAAUGGCCAGGUGAAUGUGUGCUUCACCACUUGGUCGUCACCCCAUCGCAACAUCACCCCCGAUGACUGGGAAGGAGGUGGUGCUGCUUUAUCAAAUGCAUUAUUAGCUUAUGUGAUUCAUUGCCACAAAAUACAAAUGGACGCAUUCAGGAAGGAAGUUGAUCAUCAACAGCCCUCCACCACUGUAGCUCAACAGAGCUUCUAUGUUGCAUUUCAUUUUGGUUAUUUAUUUAUUAUCUACACAUGAAAACCAUCCCUUGCCCUAUAGGCUCUCAGGGCAUGUUUAGGAGUCAAUAAACGACUGCAGUUCGACAGGGCAGGGCUGCUGUCUUUUCUGUCCCUGCUUGGCAGCUUCCAGAGGCAUGUGGCUGAACUCGCUGGACCUUCUGGGUUGAUCUAGUCCCCCGUGCCACACAUGGGGAGCAUCUGCACCUGCUCAGGCACCCAGUGGAGAGGUCAAAUAAUCCUGCUAUGCAGCAGGGUAGGGGGACUCUCUUCAUUGUGUGUUUCUUCUGUGGCUUUUCCCAGCUGGUGAGCACUUGCCUGCAGGAGGUGGCCCCUGCGACCUCCUGGAGGGCAGCUCUGAGCAGUGCCUGGAACAACAAGCCACUUCCUGCCACCCAGAUCUGCCAGCUCCUCUGCAGCAUUCAGGAGUCAUUCCCAGGCCUGCAGACAGUGAUGCAGGAACUACAGCAAGCUGGUGAGAAUCUUUCUGCCUUGUAUAUGCCACUCUCUAGGCACGUGGUGGGGGACACGCCCAGCCCCAGCCUGCAAUUGGCAACAUACACCUCUGUGUGCAUGCUUGAGAGGUGCAUUGUUUUGUGGUCAAUUUGGCAGAACUUGAGGCAAAGGGAGAGUGGGGGGAGCAGCUCACUGCAAAGCGACUCCCGCUGCGUGUCAGUUCAGGAAUCCACAGCCAGGAGGCUGAAUGCUGCCCAGAGUCACUCCCAGCUUCUUUCAGGGGGCUGCUGAGAUGCUGGAGCAAACGGAAGCAGAAGAAGCCUUUCAUUGCAGAGUAGAGGUAGCACUCAAAGGCCUACGGUCUUGGGUUGUUGCAUGAGGAACCUGGUUGUUGUAGAAGGGUCCAGUAGGGGGGAGCAGCCAGAGGAAAGUGUGGAAGACACUUUCACAUGGCAGCUGAUUUUGCCUGGUUUCUUCUAAUUUCUUCUACUGCCGUGGGGAGGAGAAGAGAGUGAUGCAGUCCAUGGAAGUAUUCUCUAACCCUGAAAACCCUGCUCAGUCCCCUGAAGGCGGCCCUGUUUGGGGAAGUUUUUAAUGUCUGGUGUUUUAUCGUGUUUUUAAUAUUCUGUUGGGAGCCGCCCAGAGUGGCUGGGGAAACCCAGCCAGAUGGGUGGGGUAUAAAUAAUAAAUUAUUAUUAUUAUUAUUAUUAUGAGAGAUUCCACCAGACACCCCCCUUGCACACGUAAGGCCUAGAAACUUGCUUAAUUAAAGGUAGAAUAAUUUUUUAGGUUUUUAAGUAUUAUUAUCAAUCAAUUUCUACACAAUCAUCUGAAGACAAUGUACAGGAAAAACAAGAAAAGUUUUUUAAAAAAACAACAGAUACACCGAAAACAAAAGUAAGACAAUGCAAAAUAUAGACCCUUGUAGCAGAAACCCAUUUGUGCUGUUGCUGAGCUGUUCAGUGCAUGGGAAGAGUGGUGUCCCCCUCAGGUGCAGGCAUGUCCUUGCAGGACUUCUCCUUUCUUUCAAGCCGCCUGACCUUGAGUAGUUGAUCCUUGUUGCCCAGCCUAUCUUGCACUUUCCAAGUAGCUUUAGGGAAGUGGUGCAAGGUUUUUACCUCAGGUGCUACAAAGAUUAAAGCUAUGUGACCUGCAUAUGUUGCACCCGUUCAAGUGCGCCUCAGAAUUCCUAUUGUUUUACACAGUUGGUGUAAGUUUUGCUUGGCAAGGGGGUAGAUAAGAAGCUGAAGCAGUUGCUACUGCUGACCACUCCUGGGAAUUCCUCUGGAACUGUCCUGAUGCUUGGAAGCACUUACUAGAAACUAGUAAGCUAGAAGCUAGAAACUUGACCCUUACAAAGGUUCUCUGGAAGCUGUGCUCAGCAUAUUGUUCUACAGAUAUUUUUGGCUCCUGCUGAUGGUCCUGAAGCCACAGUCCACAUGCCUCAGAAUGACUGUUUCCUUUUGUUCUUCCACAGGGCUCUUGACAGCUGUCGACGGAGGGAAGGCCAGUGUCUGGAAAUGGAAGGUGAACAGCAUGUCUCAAGUUGAAGCGGUGGGCAAAGCGGAGCCAAAGGGGGGCCAAAGCCCAGAGGCCCCCAGGGGGGCUGCCUCCCCAAAGAGCUUUGCCUGCAAGGCCUGCGGGAAGAGCUUUCGCUUCUACUGCCGCCUGAAGGUACACGAGAAGCGCUGCCGGGUGGCCCACCAGAAACCGGCGCAGUGCCCAGAGUGUGGCGAGGCAAAGGCCUCCAAGGCAGAGCUGGAGAAGCACCAGGUGGAGGCUCACGGCAAGCUAGGCUCCUCCCUCCGGAAGAAGAAGCCCAAGAAGCCCCGCCUCCCCGUGGCCUGCGACAUUUGUGGGCGGGAGUUUGCACACACAUCAGGUAUGGCCAGCCACAGGGCUCCUGGGAGUUGCAGGCUUCCCUUUUAUCUCUUCAUUUACAGUCAGGCCCCCUUUGCAUUCAGAAGUGAAACCCCAGAGGUCCAGUCAUCCUCUAGAUUGGGGUUUCUCAAACUUGGGUCUCCAGCUGUUUUUGGACUCCCAUCAUCCCUAGCUAUCUGGACCAGUGGCCAGGAAUGAUGGAAAUUGUAUCCAAAAGCAGGUGGCGACCCAAGUUUGAGAAACCCUGCUCUAGAUCCAGAUGCCUGCUGAGCCUGGCUGAGGCAGAGGGAGCAGGCUUGGCAGCCCAUUUCAAAGCCUUGAGGCUGGAGAAGAAGCCUUGCUCCUCCCACUCUGCUUAGCCCAGUCUAGAUGACUUUCUCUGGGCACAUUGCGAGGGCUGUGCGAGUGAAUGCCACUUCCUUACCAUGCCCAAGAAAAGCUUGAGAGACUGCCCUUCCCACAGCAGGGACUUUUCCCAGCGUGAAUCCCCUCCGCUGCAGCCCGGGCCCAGUUUGAGCAGGCGGUGGUGAGCAGCUCUGUGUCCCUCGAGAAGCUGAUCUGAAAAGGCUGCACAUAGUGUGCUGGGGAGCUGAAGGCUUCCUGCCUCACCUGCUGCUGUUUCCUUCUCCCUCCCCGCCUCCCCUCAGGGAUGCAGUACCACAAACUGACGGAGCACUUUGACGAGAAGCCCUUUUCCUGCGAAGAGUGCGGCGCCAAGUUUGCGGCCAACUCCACGCUCAAGAACCACCAGCGCCUGCACACGGGUGACCAGCCCUUCGCCUGCAAGCACUGCCUGAUGAGCUUCGCCCAGGCUUCGGCUCUCGCCUACCAUACCAAGAAGAAGCACGCCAAAGGUGAGGCCAGGCGUCCCUCUGGGUCAGCCUCCGACUGCAGCAAUUUGACAGGAGUCAGGGAAGCUAGCAAAGAAGCGGGGGCCCUGCCGACACGUGUCAUUUCCCCCUGCACACCCAGAGGCUGCAUCUCACGCAGCCCACUGCCGAAAUGUGCCAAGGCUCCCCAAUAGAGCAGGGGUUGGGCCGUGAUGUACUGCUGCACAGCAGGGCUGGGAGUCAGGGAAAGGCACCUUGGCAAGCAGCACUGAGCCCCGCUGUGUGGAGGAGCCAAACUUCACAGGCUGCUGGGUACUGAAAGUUGGGGCGUAUGAGUGCUUCCCUUGUGGGGCUACCCAGCCACAGGGAAGAGACUGACCUCAUCACAGCUUUGAAGACCCCAAAGUGGGUUGCUGCCCUCUGUCCCUCAGCCACCUUUUUUGGCUCCUCUUGCUGUCUUUUCCAGCUGAUCCCUGUCACUCUGAGACAGUGUUUGAGAUUAGCCAGGCGCAUUUUGCACCUGGCUUUUGAACACUUUCGACCAAGUGAAGAUGCCUGGGUGCCAGGAUGGCGUCUGACACCACCAUCUGGAGGUGCAUGCCUGGGGGUCAUUGGAUCUGGACUGUUUUCACACACUCAUACCCCAUCCUGUAGAAUUCUGUCGGUAUUAUUUUAUCAGCACAAUUGGAAUGCAUUUCAGGAACCCAAGUACUUUUUCUGCACAGCCUGAGCAGGAACAGUCACCAUUAAGAAAAACAGGUCAGAAUAGGCCAAUAUAUAUGUGGGCUGUCUCUGGGUCAAGUCAUUUUUCAUCUUUAAGAUCACCAAGCUCUUAACCUGGCUCAAGAUUGUCAUCUGAACUAGCUGGAUGUUUAACUGAGAGUCAGUUAGUGGCAACUAGACAUUUCAUUUUGGCAACUGCAACCUUGGUUAAAGGAGCCAUUUGGCGCCUAGCUUGUAUAUCUGAUUUUCUAACACUGCUGUGAGACCAGGCACUGCUUGGGUAUUCUGGAAAGCUGAUGAUGGUCCUUCUAGCAUGCCAGUCCUUCCAUGCUUAGGCUCAGUGUCAUAAUAUUAGCCCUCAUACCAACACACUGCAUUGGCUCUCUUGGCAGGGAAGAUGUACGCUUGCCAGUACUGUGCCGCCGUCUUCGCGCAGUCCAUUGAGCUGUCCCGCCACGUGCGCACCCACACAGGUGACAAACCCUAUGUCUGCCGGGAAUGUGGGAAAGGCUUCCGCCAAGCCAACGGUCUCUCCAUACACCUGCACACCUUUCACAGUGAGUGCCUUGAGCUUCAUAAUAAUAAAUGACAACAAAUAAUGACAGCAACAGCUUCCCGCCCUCCCUAGCUUUGUAAAUUUUGCCAUUUACUGCUCAUGCACUUAAAAGUGCUGCAGACACACCCUGGAAGGAAGCAGUUGCAGGAUGCCCCCUGCUCUUCCUCUUAUUGUGAGGGCAUCCCCUUCCUGGACCAGUGCCAGAGAUCUAGAGGAGUUUAUUAGUAUUUAGAGAUUUUUUUUAUAAUGAUGAGUAAUCUGAUAGUUGUUGCUCUCAAGCUUACACUCUUGCAUGUGUUGCUGCUUUGGAAAAGGAGGCAGUGCUGAGCCCUUGAGGUAGGGUGACCCCAACUGUCCUUCCAGGAGCUGGAGGUCUGCUAUUGCUGGCAGCUGUUCUUCUGUGUCUCUGCCUAAAAGUCCCACACAGCAGGGUAUAGUCAAGGGCUUGGGCUCUGCCAGCAAGGCUGGAAUCAUGAGGAGCACCGACAUGAUGCCUAGCUAAGACUGAAUGUGGUCCUGGUUGGGAGCAAAGUCUCUCCUGAGGGUAGGGCAGUCAUAAUCUGAGGGGAAACAGUUGUGUGAUUGUAACCAGCUCUUGUUUUGUCCUUCUGCUCCUCCUGAACCCUCUGCAUGUGAACUCGUUGUAUCCUGGCCCCACCUUCCUACCCUACCCUCCACAUGGGGACUCAGACGUUGACGACCCCUAUGACUGCCAGAAGUGCCAGAUGAGCUUCCCCACCCUGCAGGAGCACCAGAAGCACAUUCAUGCAGCCCACUCUAGGGAGUACCACCCAUGCCCGACCUGUGGAAAGGUUUUCAGUGCACCGUCCCUGCUGGAGCGCCACGUGGUCACCCACGUCGGGGGGAAACCUUUCAGCUGCCAGAUCUGCAACAAAGCUUAUCAGGUGGGUCUGCUUUGGCAGAAGCAGUGGCCAACAGGACAACCAUCCUUCCCCUUUGCCAUUCUUAGGUCUCACCUCUCCCUCGCACACACAGACACAACUUGCAUUGCUUCCCCCGAGUCUCUGGGAAUCCAAAAGUGCUGAAUUCUAAAAUGGGCAUUUUGUCUUUUUGUACACGAUAAAAAGCUAUAUUUCGCACAAGGCGUUUUACAAUAAAAAUCAGUCAAAGGUGACUUUGUAACAAUAAAAUACCAAAUAAAACCAGCCCAUUGGUUCCAAAGACUGUGUUUACAACAGGCAAUCAGAUUCUGACUUGGUCACUCCUUUGCACCCAGGGAUGGCAGAGAAGGAGCAUCAGGGAAGUCUUACUCGGACUUCUUCCAAAGACUUGCCUCCACUGAAGAUCAGGCUCUGCUGUGUGCAUCCAUUCACCUCCCUUUGUGGAUAGAUAGAAAAUGCAAUUGGGGGCAUGUGGGGUAGCAACAGCCAAGGGAAUGAUGUGGCAGUGUUUCCUUUGGAGACAGAAGCCAUUGUCUACCUUGGGGGUGGAGUGAGGGGGUGGAAACCCUAUAGUCAGUGUGAAUCCCAGAGUCGAGGCUUUGAACCUGCAGCCCAAGCCCCUCUGUGGGUUGUGAUAACCAGAAUGGAUUUGCUCCCUCCAGCAAUUGUCAGGGCUGUGGUACCACAAUCGGACUCAUCACCCGGACAUCUUUGCUGCUCAAAACCACCGGUCCUCCAAGUUCUCUUCGCUGCAGUGCAGCUCCUGCGAUAAGACCUUUCCCAGCACUGCAGCCCACAGGAGACACACCAAGGAAGAGCAUUCAGGUAAAGGACUCAGAGGGCAAAGGUGCCACCUUGGUGCCUUCUGCUCUUGGUGCCCGACAGGUCUUGACAUUUGGCACGGGGCCUCCAGCUCAGCACUGGCUGUUAGGUGAACUUUGUGGGAUCAGACCAAGGUCCAGUUCAUUCGGCAGCCAUUGUUCCUGGCAAAGUCAAAAUCAGGGUGGUCCCUGCCCUCCCCCGGCAUUGUGUUCAGAGGUAGACUUCCUCUGGGGGUGUGGAGGUAUAUGGAAUCCACCACACUCUUUUUAGGAACUGUCGGACCUCCAAAAAACCUCCGUUGCUUGCCAUAGUUUGGUGGGGUUUGGGUGCAUGCUGUCUUCACACUUCACUUUUAAUAAUAAUAAUAUAAUAAUAAUAAAUUUUAUUUAUAUCCCGCCCUCCCCAGCCGAAGCCGGGCUCAGGGCGGCUAACAACAAUAAAACAGUACAAAAGUACAGCAUAAACAACACUCUAAAAUCAUUCAUUAUAAAAUUAAUUAAUUCAAGCCACUGGCAACCAUUGGGCCAGAGCUCCGCGAAGAUUGCCGAGGGAGGGAGUCAGGCUGUGCCCUGGCCAAAGGCCUGGUGGAACAGCUCUGUCUUGCAGGCCCUGCGGAAAUAUGUCAAGUCCUGCAGGGCCCUGGUCUCUUGUGACAGAGUGUUCCACCAGAUCGGAGCCACAGCCGAAAAAGCCCUGGCUCUAGUUGAGGCCAGCCUAACUUCUCUGUGGCCUGGGACCUUCAAGAUGUUUUUAUUUGAAGACCGUAAGUUUCUCUGUGGGGCAUACCAGGAGAGGCGGUCCCGUAGGUACGAGAGUCCUAGGCCGUAUAGGGCUUUAAAGGUUAAAACCAGCAUCUUAAACCUGAUCCUGUACUCCACCAGGAGCCAGUGCAGCUGGUAUAGCACUGGGUGAAUGUGAUCUCGCAGCGAAGACCUCGUAAGGAGUCUCGCUGCAGCAUUCUGCACCCGCUGGAGUUUCUGGGUCAGUCUCAAGGGCAGCCCCACGUAGAGCGAGUUACAAUAAUCCAGUCUGGAGGUGACCGUCGCGUGGAUCACAGUGGCUAGGUCAGGGCGAGAGAGGUAAGGAGCCAACUGCUUAGCUUGGCGGAGAUGGAAAAAUGCUGCCUUUGUUAUAGCUGCAAUCUGCACCUCCAUGGAAAGGGAGGUGUCAAAGAUUACACCCAAACUCUUAACGGACGGUGCUGGCACUAAUUGCGCCCCCGCAAGAGAUGGGAGUUGCCCCCCCAAUCCCAUAUCGCCAAUCCCAUAUUUUUAGGCAGUGGUUUUGGAUUGAGGGGGACAAGUGUAGGGAGUCUGGCGGAUCCCACAACAGCCAGGUUUUGGGGAAGAGGGAUCCACUCUACCGAGGUGGGUGACUCUUUGUGAGGCUGUGUUGGUUGGAAGAGAAUGCAUUAGAGGAGCCACCCAAAAAGGCUUUGCAAACUCUUCUCCUAAGCAGGGGGCUGGAUGAAGGUCAGUGGAUAUCUGGCCUGUAGCUGAACCCUCUUUUUGAUAAACUACCUACCGGGGGUCUCAUGGCUUUCCUUUAGAAGUGACAUUCCAUGAGUGUGAGAAGUGCAAGAGACUCUUCCCUUCGGUCGCUUUGCUGCAGGCUCACGAGAAAAGCCAGCACUCAGGUGAGUGUCCCACUAAUUUGCCCCUUGUUGCCCCUCUCUCAGGAGGUUCCCAUUUCCCUGCCUACUCAUGACUCUCUCUCUCUCCCUUAGGGUCUCAGCCCCUCCACUGCCCACACUGCUCAGCCUCUUUCCACCUCCAGGGGGCACUGCAGCAGCACCUGGCCACCAAACACACCAGCCCAUCAGAGCCUUCCUUGGUCUGCACACUCUGCGAGGAGGUCUUCCCUGGACAAGAGCAGCUGGAGCAGCACUGUGGUGCUGAGCACCCAAAGAUGGUGGUUGCCAGUUCACAAGUUCCAAUGGCCCAGGUAGUGCAGGUCAGUGAUACCUUUCCCAUUAGGGAUGUUAAGCUGACCCCUUCCCAGUCCUUCGUCUGGGCCCCGUUCUGUGUCAUCCCAUCAGGAAGGACAAAGCCUCUUAACACAGCUUCCCCCACACGCAAAGUUUUUCCUGGUGUGUUACGAUAUAGGCCAGAUGUGGGGAACCUCCAGUUCAUGGGCCCAAUUGACUGCCAACCGGUCAGAUCCAGUUCCCCAGUCUGGAUAUAAACAGUGUCGCCCCUUUUCUUCUGAUGCCAACUUGGAGUUGCCUCAACUUCACCCACUCCCCAUUAUACUGUGAGGAGGAAAGCCAGGCUGAGCGUGAGUGGCUACCUGCCCGCAAAGUGAAUGUCCAGCAUACUCUUCUGCCCAGCUGAAGCAGUGACAUCCAUGUCCUUUCCUUGUCAGGUGCUUCAGACACCUGGGCCUGUGGUCACCGUGGCAGAGCCGGAAUUUGCUGACGCUCAAGUGUUUCUGACAUUGCCAGAAGUACAGGGUACCAAAGUGGAGCACAGCUGGUGAUGGUGAAUUCGGAAGACUUCCUGGAUGAAAAAGUCACGGCGAUGUGAGAUGGGGAGAGGGAUAGCCUGUGCCAACCUGUGUUUUUGUUGGGCUGGAACCUGCUUGAAUAUUUGCCAUGGAGCAAGGCACAGCAGGGAUGAAAGCAAUCCUAGAAAAACGGGGAUUCCAUGAUGGAAAGGUUUGGAUCAGAUGUACCCAUUGAAAGGCAGACUCUCCCUUCUGGGCAUCAUAGGAGGCUGCGUGGUUUUGUUCUCCACCUGGCUGUGCCCUUUUAAAGGCUUCCUUCCCUUCUGUUUGGGUAUGCUAGGCCAUUUAUGAGAUGAAUAAGGGAGCUGUGUGAGGGCUGCCCAGGGGCCUGGGUGCCAUGUUUAUUUUUCUGCUCCUGGAAGCAGGCGUAGGGGAACAUGGUGAUCCAAAUAGAGAGUGGCAAAGCAGAUGGCAAAAGCAUGGCAGCCUUGCCAUGUGGGCAGGUAGUUGAGGACAAGAACCCCUACCCAACCUACUCCUAAGAACAUGGCUGCCCAUCCUGCAGUCCAUGAGCUCCAACCAGGACCAUCUCGAGGCUUGAAGGGUCUCUGGAUAAACUUCCCUCUGGUAGGCCAUUCAUUGGUGGGUCCUGGUUGACAUACCAGGCAAUGGUGGCAGCUGUGCCACUGAGAAGCUAGAUCAAAGUGCCCUUUAAAUUUCCCUCCAGGCUCCCACCUGUUGUUUCACUCUUGGGAUUGUGUGAAGCUUGUCCCAGCCAUCUUGCUCUGCUUGCACCAGAACUUUUUUUUUUUUUAACGGAUUGGGGGGGUCCAAGGCAGUUGUCACAAAUGGGCCCAGGCAGCAGUACUGGCCCUUGCACUGCAAUAUAUUCUUCAUGAGGGAGUCCUUUGGCAAACAUGGCUUUGAGCUUUCUAGAAACAGCUUGCAAGCAAGACCUUGUAAUAUGCAUCAGUAGCUCUGACGUACUCAACUGUGCGAGGACAAACUGGUAUUGAAAUUACUUAUAUUAAGGUAGCAAACAUUAACAAUGAUGUUAACAAACUGGCUGAAUAAACUGAGCUCCUGUUUUGUAUGAGUCUGUGCUACAAGUGUUAUUUAGUGAUAAUCCUAAAUCCUGAAUCCAUUUGUUCCUGUUGAAAACCUCUCAGAGUCAGCCUGGGUUUACCGAAUAUUGAACGUGGGUGAGCAUCUUCAGCCUGGCUUGGCUUACUGUUUCAUUUUUUAUUUGGAAGUGUAUUUAAUUUCUUUUCAAUAAAAAGAAAGAACAGGGAAUCCAGGAA